GCAAAUGGAAGUAUAGGAUGGUCUUCCACAGAUGCGUUUUCUAAGGUAAUGGGUAAAGAGAAACAUGGUCGUGUGCGGGGUUUAGGAUUCGGGCCAACUCCUUCUAACCGAAGUGGCUCAAAAAAUAGCUGUUAUGGAGGGAUGAGGAUAACUAGUGAAGAAGAGAGGUUGAAAGAUGAUAAGAUACGUCGCUUGACAGAUAAAGUAUCAACCUUAGAAGAUAAGUUGGCAAUGGUUAUGCAGCAUAUUCAACUCCCUGCUAAUACUGAUUUACAGGAUAAAGAUGUGGCUAGUGGUUCCCCUCAUCAACAAUCUCCAUGGCAUCCCUUUGCUGCAAUUGAUGAAAUGGAAAACUGAAGUAAG
Molecule: messenger RNA, 363 nt
Organism: Quercus robur (English oak)
Lineage: Eukaryota; Viridiplantae; Streptophyta; Magnoliopsida; Fagales; Fagaceae
Exons: 2
Coding region: 49-357 (102 amino acids)
Source: RefSeq, a predicted model, not a curated record